Messenger RNA from Ostrea edulis (European flat oyster), 4940 nucleotides. RefSeq lists its product as uncharacterized. NCBI's taxonomy places the organism in Eukaryota, Metazoa, Mollusca, Bivalvia, Ostreida, Ostreidae. The transcript has 6 exons. The record is from RefSeq and is a predicted model, not a curated record. The coding region runs from base 2041 to 3030 and encodes 329 amino acids.
CUCAAUGUUUAAAUUACGAAUUGCACGUCAGAGUCUUCUAUUAUUGGCAUUCAAAAUAAAACACGAAUAACUGUUGAAGCAGGUGAUGAAAAAAUAAAUGGCGGCGCCCAUAUGGAUCACGAAAAUUUCAGUUAACGUAUAUAGAGAUUGUCUCUUUUUCUUUUGCUGAUUUUGACUUUUUUCUUUUACAUACGUGUUACCUUUAGAGCCUUGCUUCGCGGACGGGCCUUCGGCCCGUCCGAGCUUCGCUCGGUAUUAUCUUAAGUGUGAUAAUGUUGUUACAUGUAAAUAAUAGUUUAUUUAUAUCCUCUGAUGCAGCGUGACACAAUGCCUCGAUCACUUCAAGGGAUUUAAUUAAAAUGGUAGGAAAAUGGUUUCCUACCGUUUUAAUUAAAUCCCUUGAAGUAAACAAAAUAAAGAUAAUUCCAUAUUGAUGAUAUUGAUAUUUAAAACGGAAAUGCAUUGUUAUAGAAGUACAAAAACAUACUUUAUUAUAUUAAGUAAAUAAAUGAAUGAAAAUAGAAAUAAUUUGAUGCAGUCCUCAUAAUAGUUGAUGGGGAAGGCAGCGAAAUAUCUCAGAAAAUGACUAGUAAGUCAAAUAGGGGAGAAAAUAGUUUAUUUGUAUCAGAACUGUAAGAUGACAAAUGAUCGUUUCAUUUGUUUUAGUGAUGCAGUGGCUUACCACCAUUGUUAUUAAACAUGUUAAAUGGAAUGUGUUGGUGUCAGGAUUGUGAUUUCUCAUCCGAAAUGCAGUCAGUGGAUAAUGGAAUUACAGUCAAGUAGAAGGAAUUUGUAUUGACUUAUUUUUAUGCCAAUUUCACAUGUGAACGUGGAUCUGGUAUUUAUAACUAUUGAGCUAUGAUGGGUAUGUAUUAUCUCCCCUUGUUGUUAGUGGGUUCUUUGGUUUACCCAUCUUCCCAUAGGUGUAGGAUUUAAUUAAGGAAAGCCAGUUUCAGCAACUUGCAGAGACCAUGAACCUAAAAUAGGUUUUGAAGAGGACAUUUUAUGUAGACUAAGAUAAUUUUACUGUUUGGUAAUUCCCAUGCAUUUAACAUGUUUCAGUAUUGAAUCAUACUUGAAAUAUCUAGCAUCCCUGAUUUACUGGGCUUACAAAUAUGAAAUGGUUAAGUUUAUGUCGAUUUAAAAUUUUUGAUAUAAGUUAUUUUCAGUUUAAAUGUCUAGAUAUUGAUCAUGAUGAUCAAUAAGUUAGGGUUCCUAUUGAUCUACAAGUGUAAAUUGAAAAGGUUACAGUCGGGGACAUUUCUAAAUGCAUUUCGAUGUAGGCUGGCUCCACAAUGCAGACAUAUUGUUUUGAAUUCAGCUUCAUUUGGCAUUAAUCACUGUAGCUUGUAGUACAUUUACGUUGCUGGCAAGUGUAGCAAAGAUGUCAAUUUCAUGUGAAUACACAACAAGAAUUUUAAGGUGUGUCUGAUGAGGAGAUAACCAUGGCGGGGAAUAUUUUUGGACGUAAAAAGGGUAAUGACUGAUUUUUGGACGUAAAAGGGUAAUGACUGGCUGAUGGAGUUGGGUACACCAGUGCUCCAAGUUGCGAGUAAAACGGUCGCAUUUGCGACCAGAAAAUCGAUUUUGCGACUAGAGAUUAUAUUUAAGUCGCAUUUUUGCGAGUGGAAAAAAAUUGGGUAUCAAGUAAAAUUUUGUAAUCGGGAUCGGAAGUCUGAAUAAAUAUUUUUCAGUCUCGGUCAAAACAGCGUUUGAAAGCAAUCAAGGUGGCGGUAAAACAAGGGUUAAAGCACUUUAGACUUAGUAAAAAAAAUAGAAGCCUCGGCCUAGUACAUGUAACGAAGAAAUUCAAGAAUCAUACGGAGAUUGUUCUGCAUUUAAAGAUGACGUAGCUGUGUCUAAAGAGAAGUGCAAAAGUAAAGGAAGAACCCAGUCCUAAUGGCUGAAGGAAUUUUCAUGGUUGAUAUACAGAGAUUGCAAAAUGUUUUGCAGAAUUUGUGAGGCCAAUCAGCCAGCAACGUCCACCAUUUCUGGACACCCAUUGUCCGAUUUCACCACGACCUGGUGUACAUCUUUCAAAUGUGGAAGUGUGACUAUUCACGGAGAGACGACUUUUUGUUCACCAUGAAGUGUUACCUCCCCUGUUUGGUUUUGGUUCUUGCAGCAGUUCCACUCUAUGCAGCCCCGGCAGUGAUGAGGAACAUGACCUAUUACAUGGAAAGUGUCGGUGGCUCAGAAGGGAAAUGUGGAAGGAAGUGGACCCUGCCGAUUUCUGGAAAGUACCAGUACGAACUGGUGUCGAACGGCCGUGCUGUCAUGGGCAACUGCUCCACCACUGUAGUUGUGGGAAGGUCUUCUAGGUGUGAGAAAAAGAUCUGUGUGCGUGUCGAGGAGUGGGCGCUUGAUUCUGACGUAAUGAAUGUUACCUUCAAGGGACAAAAGGAUGGCGAUAUGAAAGUCAUGAAGUUUGGUGAUGAAAAAAUGACGAAGGUUUGCUUCGAAGGCAUCUCUCUGGACAUUCAUGUGUUGGAAGACAGAAAUUACUCCAUGAUAUGGGCCAAGGGCAAUGUCCCAAAAAACCCAUACAGUUUUAAAUUUGUUCUGUACCCAAAGUGUCCUGGCUAUCCCAAGAAUUUGAUGGAGGAUUCAGAUAAGGAUUCAAUGGACUUCAAUAAGGCUAAAGAACUGGAGGCAAUGACAACAAUGAACAUCGUCUACGGCGUCAUCGUCGCUCUCAUCAUCUGCAGUAUUUUCCUGGUCGUCCUCCUCCUCACCUACUGCUACUACAAAAACAACCCCCAGGGACGCAAGAGGAGAAGUCAGCAGAAAUCAUCCAAACUUGAGGAAACCUUCAACAAGGAAAAGAAGGUAAUGGGGGAGCAGGUGGCAAAGGACAAACGAGUGGAGGGACACUACAAGAAAACUGACAACUCGGAGUUACAGCCCCUUGUUUCCGCCGCAGCAGCUCCCGCCGCUGCAGCUGUGGUGACCCAGGACGACCACGGCUCUCCCACCAUAAAGAUCAGUGAGGAGCCUGCUGAUGACAAAGAGGAACCAGGAGAGGAGUAGAGUGGAGAAAACAUCCCCCGUCAUCCAUUCCAUCAGAUUCCAGAUGUAGCCCACAUGUAGUGGGUCCUUAUUACCAUAGCUGAUUAUUUCUAGGAAAAUCUUUUUGUAUUGUAUAGAUAAGACCUGAUUUGGCAGUAAUUUUUUUAUAGUUGAUUUGUUGAUUGGAAUUGAUAUUGAAUAAUCGGGGAAGGAAAAAAAGGGCAAGUUUGGGGCAAAGGAAAAGAAUGUCUCUCGAAAUGGAGUAGCUGCCAUUUGUCUUCAAAAGAAGCACAUUUAUAAUCAUGAUAAAAUCUCAAAUCAUAACUACACUGUAUUUGCAAUGAAAUGUAGAAAAUAGAUGUUUAAAACUCCUUUGUUUUUUAGAUAAUACAUGUACAUGUUUUUAAUGUUUAAGCAGGAUAUUUUCAUGAAAUGGAGGAUUUGAUAUCAAUAUUUUUGUGUUCAGAGGUAACAUAUAGCCAUUACCUGUUUGAAACAUUUAGUUUGGAUAUCGAUGUGUGAUCUUGUGAGUUUAUAUUCUGCUCAAGUAACCCCUGAAAUUUACAUUCAUAGCAAAGUCUAUACACAUUGUGUCAGACACAUAUAGUACUGGUUGAUUUUUUUUUAUUUUAAAAACCAUUUUAUCAUCAUCAUGAAUUCAGUGCUUGAGACAUUGGAUUUUAUUAACCAGUUUCAUUUAAUUAGUAUGAAUUCACCACAGGAGAUACCACACGUUUUACGAUGUAUAUGCUUAAAUAUAUUUUUUAAAAUGAUUAUUUUCAUUAUGUUAAUCAAUAAUGCAUUUUUAAGGGAGAAGAGCAAAGUACUUCACAUAAGAUCUGUGUGUACCUACUGCAGGUUAUUAUAGAUUUUUGUAAUGUUUGUCAAUUUCAUCCACUUUGUGGCAUUUCUGUUCAGUAUGAAUAUUUUGAUGUAUGGAGUGAUUUCAUCUGUAGACUGAUCCUGUGGUGUUGCUGAUAUAGUGACUUCUCUAUAGCGACUUGUCUAGUCGUUAUAGAGACUUCUCCAAGGUGUUUGUAUAGCGGUGUCAACUUGUUAUCUGAGUGUAUGGUAGUGCGUUUGUGAGAAUUUUCGGUGUUACUAGUAAAUCUUUACAGGGGUGCCCUGGUCGUUGAGAUCCUACAUCAUGCCUUUUAUUAACAACUUUGUAUAUUGUCUUUGUUGUUUAUAACGAAAUUAAUUUUAAGUAACAGGUUGUACACUGAAAUUUAUUUUGUUGAAAAUUUUCACAUUAUUACCCACAAAAUCACAUGUUAUGUGAGCCAGAAUUUUAAAAUACAAAGUCUCUUGUGGUAUGAGAUGGUUCAGCACCCCCACCCCUAUAGGAUAGUGUAGGUACACAGUGUUUAUCUCUACCUCCCCCCCCCCCCCCCCCCUACACAGUUUAUAGUUUAUUUUUCCCGUGAGAAUUCUAGGUUGUAUUGUUGUCGGGUUGUGGCUGACUUAGCAUUUCCAUCCAAGCUUCGAAUUUUUUUUUUACGUGCAAUCAUUUUUAUGUCAGAUGUACAUGUAUAAUUUUUGUCAGCAGUAUGAACCAUGUCGUAUGGAGAUAUAUAUAUUUACAGGCAUUACAAGGGCAAGAACAAUAACUCUUGCUAGUAAAACAGUCACAAUUUGGGUAGGCAGUUUGGUGUUGUGUAAUUUUUUUUUUCUAGAAGUUUUUUUUUAAAGGACUCCACAUAAAAACAGUUUAUUUUUUCGGAGUAAGGUUCUUUUGGUUAUAUUUACACAAUUUGAAAUCCAAUUUUCUCUGUUAAUGGCUUGUAGAAGUCUUUUCAUCGUUUUCUAUCGAGAAGAAAAAAAAAACUUGAUAUGUUUUACUCUGACAAAAUUGUGUCACAUUGGUUUAUAUUACACUAGACUGCAAGCAAAGUGGGUGCUUUUACACAUAAAAUAAACAUUUGAAUUAA